Molecule: messenger RNA, 9510 nt
Organism: Elephantulus edwardii (Cape elephant shrew)
Lineage: Eukaryota; Metazoa; Chordata; Mammalia; Macroscelidea; Macroscelididae
Gene: COL6A3
Product: collagen, type VI, alpha 3
Exons: 44
Coding region: 1-9510 (3169 amino acids)
Molecular function (GO): protein binding; serine-type endopeptidase inhibitor activity
Source: RefSeq, a predicted model, not a curated record
AUGAGGAAACAUCAGCAUUUGCCCUUCGUGGCUCUCUUUUGGCUCUUUCUCUCAGGCUUUUCCAUUACUCAUGCCCAACAAGAAGCAGAUGUCAAAAAUGGUGCCGCUGCUGAUGUAAUAUUUCUAGUGGAUUCCUCUUGGAGCAUUGGAAAGGAACAUUUUCCACUUGUUCAAGAGUUUCUAUAUGAUGUUGUGCAAUCUUUAGCUGUGGGAGACAAUGAUUUCCAUUUUGCUCUGGUCCAGUUCAACGGAAACCCAUAUACGGAGUUCCUGUUAAAUACCUAUCAUACUAAACAAGAAGUUCUUGCUCAUAUUUCCAACAUGUCUUAUAUUGGGGGAAGCAAUCAGACUGGAAAAGGAUUAGAAUACGUAAUGCAAAACCACCUAACUAAGGCUGCUGGAAGCCGAGCCAGUGAUGGAGUCCCUCAGGUUAUCGUAGUAUUAACUGAUGGACGCUUGGAGGACGGCCUUGCCAUGCCCUCAGCGGAACUUAAGUCUGCUGAUGUGAACGUGUUUGCAAUUGGAGUUGAAAAUGCAGAUGAAGGAACAUUAAAGGAAAUAGCAAGUGAACCGCUCAAUACACAUGUUUUCAACCUAGAGAAUUAUACCUAUCUGCAUGACAUAGUAGGAAACUUAGUGGCUUGUGUCCAUUCAUCAAUGGCUUCAGAAAGGGCUGGGGACACAGAGACCCUUAAAGACAUCACAGCACAAGAUUCUGCUGACAUUAUUUUCCUUAUUGAUGGAUCAAACAACACCGGAAGUGUGCAUUUCGCAGUCAUUCGAGACUUCCUUGUGAAUUUCCUUGACAGACUCUUGACUGAGAUUCAGCAGAUACAAGUAGGGGUGGUCCAGUAUAGUGAUGAGCCCAGAACCAUGUUUUCCUUGAACACGUUUUCCGCCAAGGCUCAGGUUCUGGAGGCCGUGAAGGCCCUCAGCUUCACCGGUGGGGAGUUGGCCAACGUUGGCCUUGCCCUGGAUUUUGUGGUGGAGAAUCACUUCACACGGGCAGGGGGGAGCCGAGUGGAGGAAGGGGUUCCUCAGGUGUUGGUCCUCAUAAGUGCUGGACCAUCUAGUGAUGAGAUCCGUGAAGGGGUGGUCGCCCUGAAGCAGGCUAGCGUGUUCUCGUUUGGCCUCGGUGUCCAGGCUGCUUCCCGGGCAGAGCUCCAGCACAUAGCUACCAAUGACAACUUGGUGUUUACUGUCCCGGAAUUCCGUAGCUUUGGGGACCUCCAGGAACAGUUACUGCCGUACGUUGUUGGCGUGGCCCAAAGACGCAUUGUCUUGCAACCCCCAACCAUUAUCACUGAAGUCAUUGAAGUCAACAAGAGGGACAUAGUCUUCCUCGUAGAUGGCUCCUCUACAAUGGGACCGGCCAACUUCAAUGCAGUCCGUGACUUCAUUGCCAAGGUCGUUCAGAAACUGGAGAUCGGACAGGACCUUAUCCAGGUGGCAGUGGCGCAGUAUGCAGACACUGUAAAGCCCGAGUUCUAUUUCAAUAGCCACUCCACCAGAAGGGAGGUCUCAUCCGCUGUACGGAGAAUGAGGCCCCUGAACGGCCCAGCCCGAUACACGGGCUCCGCGCUCGACUAUGUCCGCAGCAACCUGUUCACCAGUGCGGCUGGCCACCGGUCUGCCGAGGGGGUGCCCAAGCUCUUGGUGCUGAUCACGGGCGGUAAGUCCCUAGAUGAGGUUAGCCAGCCGGCCCGCGAGCUGAAGACCAGUAACAUCAUGGCCUUUGCUGUCGGGAACAAGGCUGCCGACCAGGCUGAGCUGGAAGAGAUCGCAUUCGACUCCUCCUUGGUGUUCGUCCCGGCCGAGUUCCAGGUUGCCCCUUUGCAAGGCAUGCUGCCCACCUUCCUGGCACCUCUCAGGACCCUCACUGGAACCACUGAAGUGCGCAUAAACAAAAGGGAUAUCAUCUUUCUUUUGGAUGGAUCGCUCAACGUUGGAACAGCCAACUUCCCUUAUGUGCGUGACUUUGUAAUGAACCUAGUUAACAACCUUGAUGUUGGACAUGACAAUAUUCGUGUUGGUUUAGUGCAAUUUAGUGACACCCCCGUAACGGAGUUCUCUCUAGAUACAUACCAGACCAAGGCGGACUUGCUGGCCCGUCUGAGGCAGCUGCAGUUCCAGGGGGGCUCGGGCCUGCGCAUGGGCUCGGCCCUCAGCUUUGUCCAUGCCAACCACUUCACUGAAGCUGGUGGCAGCCGCGCCCGUGAACAAGUGCCCCAGCUGCUGGUCCUGCUCACGGCCGGCCGCUCCCAGGACUCCUAUUUGCAAGCCGCCAAUGCAUUAGCACGCGCAGGGGUGCUCACCUUCUGUGUGGGUGCUAGCCAGGCGGAUAAGGCCGAGCUGGAGCAGAUCGCUUUUAACCCGAGCCUGGUGUAUCUCAUGGACGAUUUCAGCUCCCUACCAGCUCUGCCUCAGCAGCUGAUUCAGCCCCUAACCACCUACGUUAGUGGUGGUGUGGAGGAAGUUGCCCUCGGCCAGCCAGAGAGCAAACGAGACAUCCUGUUCCUCUUUGAUGGCUCAGCCAAUCUUGUGGGCCAGUUCCCAGCUGUCCGAGACUUCCUCCAAAGGGUCAUUGAUGAGCUGGAUGUGAGACCUGACGGGACCCGGGUUGCAGUGGCUCAGUACAGCGACGAUGUCAAAGUCGAGUCCCGCUUCAACGAGCACCAGAACAAGCCAGAGAUCCUGAACAUUGUCAAGAAGAUGAAGAUCAAGACGGGCAAGACGCUUAACAUCGGCUACGCGCUGGACUACGCCCAGCGUUACAUCUUUGUCAAGGCCGCUGGGAGUCGGAUCGAGGAUGGGGUGCUUCAGUUUCUGGUGCUGUUGGUGGCAGGAAGGUCGUUUGACCAGGUGGAUGGCCCCGCUGGUACUCUGAGACAGAGCGGGGUGGUGCCGUUCGUCUUGCAAGCCAAGAACGCAAACCCUGUGGAGCUGGAGAGGAUCGUGCUGUCCCCAGCGUUCAUCCUGGCCGCAGAGUCACUUCCCAAGAUUGGAGAGCUCCAACCUCAGAUAGUGAACCUCCUGAAGACGGUCCACAAUGGGGCACCAACACCAGUUUCAGGUGAGAAGGACGUGGUCUUUCUGAUUGACGGUUCCGACGGAGUCAGGGAAGGUUUCCCUCUGCUGAAGGAGUUUAUCCAGAGGCUGGUGGAGAGCCUGGACGUGGGCCAGGACCGGGUCCGCGUGGCCGUGGUGCAGUACAGUGACCGGGCCCGGCCCGAAUUCUACCUGAAUUCCUACACGGAUCAGCAGAGUGUCAUCCGCGCCAUCCGUGGGCUGAGCCUGCUUGGGGGCUCGACCCCCAACACUGGAGCUGCCCUGGACUUCGUGCUGAGGAAUAUCCUCGUUAGCUCUGCAGGCAGCCGGAUCGAAGAAGGCAUCCCCCAGCUGCUGAUCGUCCUCACGGCCGACAAGUCUGGGGAUGACGUGCGCGGGCCCGCGGUGGUCCUCAAGAGGGGCGGGGCGGUGCCCAUCGGCAUUGGCAUCGGGAACGCUGACAUCUCAGAGAUGCAGACCAUCUCGUUUGUCCCGGACUUUGCGGUGGCCAUCCCGACCUUCCGCAACCUGGGGACUGUCCACCAGGUCAUCUCGGAGCGAGUAACUCAGCUCAACCGUGAAGAGCUGGAGCGGCUGCGGCCCAUUCUGCCCCCAAGUCCAGAUGUUGGCAGCAAGAGGGAUGUGGUCUUCCUCAUUGACGGGUCCCAGAAGGCCGGGCCUGAGUUCCAGUAUAUCCGAACCCUCAUCGAGACGCUCGUGAACUAUCUGGACGUGGGCUUCGACACCACCCGGGUCGCAGUCAUCCAGUUCAGCGACGACCCCAAGGUGGAGUUCCUGCUGAAUGCCCACUCCAGUAAGGACGAGGUACAGAAUGCUGUGAGGCGCCUGAGGCCCCAGGGGGGCAGGCAGGUUAACAUCGGUGGGGCCCUGGAGUAUGUGGCCAGGAACAUCUUCAAGAGGCCCCUGGGAAGCCGCAUUGAAGAGGGUGUCCCGCAGUUUCUGGUCCUCAUCUCGUCCGGGAAGUCUGAUGACGAUGUGGUUGACUCGGCUAUAGAGCUCAAGCAGUUUGGCGUGGCCCCUCUCACCAUCGCGAGGAACGCAGACCAGGAGGAGCUGGUGAGGAUCGCGCUCAGCCCUGAGUACGUCUUCUCCAUCAACACCUUCAGGGAGCUGCCCGGCCUGGAGCAGAAGCUGCUGACCCCUAUCACCACCCUCUCCUCCGAGCAAAUUCGGCAGUUCCUGCCCAGCACCCCAUAUCCUCGCCCUGAUUUUGAACAUGAUGCUGCCGACAUUGUCUUUCUGAUUGACAGUUCUGAUGCUGUCAGAAGCGAAGGCAUGGUGUACAUUCGAGACUUUGUCAACAGGAUUGUUCGAAAACUCAACAUUGGCACUAAUAAAGUGAGGGUCGGUCUGGUGCAGUUCAGCAAUGAUGUCUUCCCAGAGUUCUACCUGAAGACCCACAGAUCCCAGAGUGCAAUAAUCGAGGCUGUCCGCCGGCUGAGGUUCAAAGGAGGGUCCCCACUGAACACUGGCAAAGCCCUGGAGUUUGUGGCAAGGAAUCUCUUUGUGAAGUCAGCUGGAAGCCGGAUAGAAGAUGGUGUGCCCCAACACCUCGUCCUGUUUCUCGGUGGAAAGGCCCAGGAUGAUGUUUCCAGGAUUUCACAGGUGAUAAAGACUUCUGGGAUUAUGAGCCUAGGGGUAGGAGACCGCAACGCUGACCGAACCGAGCUGCAGAUCAUCUCCAGCAACCCGGAUCUGGUCUUCACCGUGCGGGACUUUAGAGAACUUCCGAACCUAGAAGACAGGGUCAUAAACUCAUUUGGACCAUCUGGCAGCACCCCUGUACCUCCAAGAGUGGACAUACCUUCUCCCCCACGCCCAGAGAAAAAGAAAGCAGACAUCAUCUUCCUGUUGGAUGGCUCCAUCAAUUUCCGCAGGGACAAUUUCCAGGAAGUGCUCCGUUUUGUGUCUGAGAUUGUGGACACUCUUUAUGAAGGAGGUGACUCCAUCCAGGUGGGUCUGGUCCAGUACAAUUCUGACCCUACCGACGAGUUCUUCCUGAAGGACUUUUCCACCAAAAAGGACAUUAUCGACGCCAUCAACAAAGUGGUCUACAAAGGGGGACGACAUGCCAACACCAGGGUGGGCCUUGAACACCUGCGGCUGAACCACUUCGUGUCUGAGGCAGGCAGCCGUGUGGACCAGAGGGUUCCACAGAUUGCCUUUGUGAUCACGGGAGGGAAGUCAGUGGAGGACGCGCAGGAAGCAAGUCUGGCACUCACCCAGAGAGGCGUCAAGGUGUUCGCAGUGGGCGUGAGGAACAUUGAUUCAGAAGAGGUUGGGAAGAUAGCAUCAAACAGUGCCACGGCAUUCCGUGUUGGGAACGUGCAAGAGCUGUCGGAGCUGAGCGAGCAAGUUCUGGAAACAUUACAUGAUGCAAUGCAUGAAACCUUAUGUCCUGGUGUGUCUGACGUCUCCAAAGUCUGUAACGUGGACGUGAUUCUGGGCUUUGAUGGUUCAAGAGAUCAGAAUGUAUUUGUGGCCCAGAAGGGACUCGAGUCCAAGAUGGAAGACAUCUUGAAUCGAAUCAGCCAGAUGCAGAGGAUCAGCUGUACUGGCACCCAGACGCCCACGGUGCGAGUGUCCGUAGUGGCCAACACACCCUCAGGCCCAGUGGAAGCCUUUGCCUUCGACGAGUACCGGCCAGAGCUGAUGGAGAAGUUCCAGAACAUGCGCAACCAGCACCCCUACGUCCUCACGGCUGACACACUGAAGGUCUACCAGGACAAGUUCAGGAUGUCCUCGCCCAACAGCGUCAAGGUGGUCAUUCAUUUCACGGACGGGGUGGAUGGAGACCUGACUGCUUUACAGAGAGCCUCGGAGGAGCUCCGACAAGAAGGCGUCCAAGCUCUGAUCUUCGUGGGUCUUGAACGAGUGGCCAAUCUGGAGAGGCUGAUGCAGGCGGAGUUCGGACGGGGCUUCAUGUAUAACAGGCCUCUGAGAAUGAACCUACUGGACCUGGACCAUGAGCUGGCGGAACAGCUGGACAACAUUGCUGAGAAAGCUUGCUGUGGGGUUCCGUGCAAGUGCUCUGGACAAAGGGGAGACCGAGGUCCCAUUGGCACAAUUGGGCCAAAGGGCAUCCCUGGAGAAGACGGUUACCGAGGUUACCCCGGAGAUGAGGGUGGGCCGGGCGAACGGGGCCCACCAGGUGUGAACGGCACUCAGGGCUUCCAGGGCUGCCCCGGUCAGCGAGGUGUAAAGGGCUCUCGUGGAUUCCCAGGAGAGAAGGGUGAAUUAGGAGAGAUUGGGCUGGAUGGUCUUGAUGGUGAGCAGGGAGAGAGAGGGCUGCCUGGCUCUUCCGGAGACAAAGGGAGCCCCGGGAGAAGGGGUGACAAGGGACCAAAAGGAGACCAAGGAGAAAGAGGCAGUGUUGGGAUCAGAGGGGACCCGGGUGAUUCUGGGAGAGAUGGCCAGCAGCGAGGACCCAAGGGAGAAACCGGUGAAAUCGGCCCUAUGGGCCUUCCUGGGAGAGACGGUGCCCCUGGAAGACCUGGAGACCCUGGAAGAGAUGGCGGCUUUGGACGAAGGGGCCCCGCAGGAAGUAAGGGCAACAGGGGUAGUCCUGGCCAGCCUGGCUUUGUGGGAGAACAGGGGACCAGAGGCUCACAGGGUCCAGCAGGCCCCACGGGGCCUCCAGGCCUGAUGGGUGAGCAAGGCAUCUCUGGAUCCCGGGGAGGUGGAGGGACCCCUGGUGCUCCUGGAGACCGUGGCAGGACCGGCCCCCUGGGAAGAAAGGGUGAGCCUGGCGAGUCGGGACCUAAAGGAGGCCCUGGGAGCCGCGGUCCUCGUGGGGAGACGGGUGAUGACGGACGCGAUGGAGUGGGCAAUGAAGGACGUGCAGGCAAGAAAGGAGAAAGAGGAUUCCCUGGCUACCCAGGACCAAAGGGCACCCCUGGGGAUCCUGGGACCAAUGGAGCACCAGGACCUAAAGGAAUCCGUGGCCGAAGGGGAAAUUCUGGACCUCCUGGAGCAGUUGGACAGAAGGGAGACCCUGGCUACCCAGGACCAGCUGGUCACAAAGGCAACAGAGGGGACUCCAUUGAUCAAUGUGGCCUCGUGCAGAGCAUCCGGGAUAAGUGUCCUUGCUGCUAUGGGCCGCUGGAAUGCCCCGUCUUCCCAACAGAACUAGCCUUUGCUUUAGACACCUCUGAGGGGGUCACCCAGGACACCUUUAGCCGGAUGAGAGAUGUACUCUUGAGGAUAGUGGGGGACCUGACCAUCGCUGAGAGCAACUGCCCCCGGGGCGCCCGCGUGGCCGUGGUAACCUAUAACAACGAGGUGACCACGGAGAUCCGGUUUGCCGACUCCAAAAAGAAGUCAGCCCUCCUGGACAGGAUCAAGAACCUUCAGGUGGCUCUCACCUCCAAGCAGCAGAGCCUGGAAACCGCCAUGUCCUUCGUGGCCAGGAACACGUUUAAACGAGUGCGCAAUGGAUUCCUAAUGAGGAAGGUGGCGGUUUUCUUCAGCAACAGGCCAACCAGAGCCAACCAGUCCCCACAGCUCAGGGAGGCUGUCCUGAAGCUCUCCGACGCAGGGAUCACACCCCUGUUCCUUACGAGCCAGGAGGACCGGCAGCUGGUCAAUGCUCUGCAGAUCAACAACACUGCGGUGGGCCACGCACUCGUUCUACCUGCCCGGAGGGACCUCACCAACUUCCUGAAGAAUGUCCUGACUUGCCAUGUCUGCCUGGACAUCUGCAACAUUGACCCAUCCUGUGGAUUUGGAAACUGGAGGCCAACGUUCAGGGACAGAAGGGCAGCUGGCAGCGAUGUGGACAUUGACGUGGCUUUCAUCUUAGAUAGCUCUGAGUCGACCACACUGUUCCAGUUCAAUGAGAUGAAGAAGUACAUUGCAUACAUGGUCAGACAGCUGGACCUGAGCCCAGACCCCAAGGCCUCCCAGCACUUUGCCCGCGUGGCGGUGGUGCAGCAGGCGCCCUACGAGUCUGUGGGCAAUGCCAGCGUGCCGCCGGUGAGGGUGGAGUUCUCUCUGACUGACUACGGCUCCAAGGAGAAGCUGGUGGACUUCCUCAGCAACCACAUGGCUCAGCUGCAGGGAACCAGCUCGCUGGGCCGUGCCGUCGAGUACACCAUAGAGAACGUCUUUGAAAGCGCACCGAACCCACGGGACCUGAAAAUCGUGGUUCUGAUGCUGACGGGUGAGAUGCAGCAGCAGCAGCUGGAGGAGGCCCAGCGAGCCAUCCUGCAGGCCAAGUGCAACGGCUACUUCUUUGUGGUUCUGGGCAUUGGCCGGAAGGUGAAUGUCAAGGAAGUGUACGGCUUUGCCAGCGAACCCAACGAUGUCUUCUUCAAGCUGGCAGACAAGUCCACUGAGCUCAACGAGGAGCCUCUGAUGCGCUUCGGACGGCUCCUGCCUUCCUUCAUCAACAGUGAAAAUGCUUUUUACUUGUCCCCAGAAAUCAGGAAACAGUGUGAUUGGUUCCAAGGGGACCAGCCUGCAAAGAAUUCCGUGAAGUUUGGGCACAGACAAGUAAACAUCCCAAAUAAUGUUACCUCAAAUCCUACAACCAAACCAGUGACAAUGACGAGGACAGCGACCACCACAAAACCUGUGACCACCACAACGAAACCGCCAGUCGUGGUAAAUCUGCCGCCUGCAAAGCCAGCCCCCGCCAGGCCUGUGCCCGCCAAGCCUGAGGCCCCGAAACCGGCCACGGUGCAACCGGCCACAGUGGCAAAGCCAGUGGCAGCAAAGCUGGCUGCCCCAAAGCCGGUCUCUGCAAAGCCAGUGGUCCCCGCCAAGCCUCCUGCAGUUGCUAUGCAACCUGAAGUCACAAAGCUUGAAGCCCCUAGGCCCCAGGCCGCCAAGCUCACUGUCACCAAGCAGGCCACCACCAGGUCCCGAGUGUCCCGAGUGUCCCGAGACAUCCACGUGUUGGAGAUCACCGAGAACAGCGCCAAGCUCCACUGGGACAGGCCCGAGCCCCCCAGCCCGUAUUUCUAUGACCUCACCGUCACAUCGGCCCAGGACCAGUCACUGGUUCUGAAGCAGAACCUCACAGGCACAGACCGCGUCAUCGGAGGGCUGCUGGCUGGGCACACUUACCACGUGUCCGUGGUCUGCUACCUGAGGUCUCAGGUCAGGGCCACCUACCACGUCAGCUUCAGCACAAGGAAAAGCCAGCCCCCACCUGCACCACCAGCAAGGCCAGCCUCAAGUUCAACCUUCAAUCUAAUGGUGAACAGUGAACCUUUGGUUCCCACUAAAACAGAUAUAUGCAAGCUGCCAAAAGAAACGGGAACUUGCGACAAGUUCUCUUUAAAAUGGCACUAUGAUGUGGAAACCAAAAGCUGUGUACGAUUCUGGUACGGAGGCUGCGGUGGAAAUGAAAACAAUUUCGAUUCACAGAAAGAAUGUGAAAAGAUUUGCGUUCCCGUGUUGGUCAACCCUGGAGCCAUGACUGUCAUAGGAACCUAG